Trypanosoma rangeli is the source of this 408-nucleotide messenger RNA. RefSeq lists its product as uncharacterized. The transcript has a single exon. NCBI's taxonomy places the organism in Eukaryota, Euglenozoa, Kinetoplastea, Trypanosomatida, Trypanosomatidae. The record is from RefSeq and is a predicted model, not a curated record. The coding region runs from base 1 to 408 and encodes 135 amino acids.
AUGACCCUGCUGUUUCCGACAGCAGGAAACUCGCCGGAGCUGCGAUGCCACUCAUCACGAUGGGAGGUGCUGCGGCGCACACACGGCACUUUGUUUGCCAACCUAAAUGUGUUGGUGGCAGGUGACGGCAGCCUUGACAGUGUGACAGCGUGGCUCACUCUUGGCGUAGACGGCAUUGAGAGGGAGGAGCUCAUGCGGCGAAGCAUAGGUGUCAUGGAACGUAUCCUCCGCGCCAGUGUAGACGAGGACGCCUAUUUUAACAGGACCCGUCACAGCCUCCCAGUUCACGUGUCCUACGACACACCGGUCUCCUGGAUUUUGACAUUGGCUGUGUGUGUACGCUUGACGUUUAGCACCGGCCUGGCCACGUGCGGGCUGGACGAAUUGUUCCAGCGCCUCACCGCAUGA